GAUUUGCUGACCCUCCAUCUGCUGUCAAGAGAGCAUCACAACUUCCCUGUCUCUCAGUAUCUUAGCAGGAGCUCUCAUUCCAGUUUGGGACAAGCUUGUGGAUUGUAAUCUUCAGAACAUAAGAGUUUCUUUAAGCUCUACCAAAAGAUCCAUGUGGGUGGUGGAGAAGAUUCGGUUGUCAGUCGAGAGAUCCAACCUGCCGAUCCCUACAGCAGAGCUCAGCUUGAAAACGGUCGACAUCAUGUUGGGAGAAAAACCCGACAGACCCAAAAGGAUUUCUCUCUGUCCUAAUAUCAUUACCCCUGACAACAUCCCAGAGUUCUGCAUCCCACCGACAAUUCUGUCCCUGCAGGAGAUGAAGAAUACAGAUCAAAGGGGCACGGCUCGCGCUAACAAGGUGUCCCUCUGUGGGAGGGAAAGCCCUGACACACAGGUGACAUUUCACGAGCCACUCAAUCCACACAUUAUACAAGUUGAAAGUGUGGAUGAGAGUCCUUACGACGGCUUCAGCGAUGAGGAAACCACCAACGCGGAUCCUCUGAGCCAGGCUGCCUUAUCCCUUCCUCACCUGGCCAAAGCCCAGACCAGCUAUGGCUUCUGCACCUUGCUGGAGAGCCCUCACACCAGGAGAAAGGAAUCCAUUUUCCAUUCUGAUUCGUCGUCAUCCCCCCUGCUGUUGCCCAGGAGUCGAUCAAGUAUGUGCUCCAAACUGCCCCCCUCCACCUCGCCUUCCUCCUCUCCUUCUUCCUUCAGUCUUAAUGGCCUGACCUCGAGGCUUUCCCCGAGGGGCUACACCCUGAAAUGGCAGGCUGCUCUGGACAGCGACACAACGUCCUCCACUGAGUCCUCACCUUUCAGCUCACCGCUGCUGACCAGGUCCCCGGCCAAGUCUUGCCUUUUCAAAGCACUGAGUCAUGAACUGUUGUUGUCAAGAAACAUGAGGAAAGCAAUGGUGUCCAGAAACAAUUCCCUAUCCACUGAUGAGGGCAGCUCCACAGACAACAGCCCAAAUAUCAUGAGGAGGGCGUCCGAGGGGUUAGCUGAAGGCCUGCCAAGCAGCUACAGCCUGGCACCACCCAACAUCCUCCCCUCGGACUUGACACUGCACAGAGAGAGGGUAAUGAACGAAAGCAUGGUGCCCAUAGGAAAAGAUGGCAGUCUGAGACUCUCAGCAGAGUACUGCCCAGAUAACCAAAGACUGCGGGUUCGACUGAUCAGCGCCGAGGGCCUCUAUCCUCUUUCUAUAGACCCCAAGAUUAUCAACUGCAGCGUCAGCCUCUCACUUGUUCCUGGAAAAGUCCAAAAGCAACGCAGCACAGUCAUCAGAAAGAGCCGUAAUCCCAUCUUCAAUGAGGAUUUCUUCUUUGAUGGUAUCUCCGAGGAAGACCUUGGCCAGCGAUCCCUCCGCUUUAAAGUGGUGAACAAGAUGUCCACGCUGAAAAGAGACUAUCUCCUUGGUGACUGCGAUUUGCCUCUUUCAAGCAUUGUAACGCCAUAAAUCUCUGUGCUUCGAUAGCAGUCUGUGGUGUAUUGAAAUAUUUAUCUUUAUUCAAUUUUUUACAGGAAAGCUGGAUUUUCUAUGAAUUAAAUUAUGAGAUUUGUUGAGGAUGUUUGUUUGGAAUACAUUUAGAGAAAAGUACUGUGGCUGUUCUUUAGCAUUUGAUUCUCAGGUACAGUUUCUUCCUUUUAAAGCACCAAAUUAUGAGGAAAACGUCGGAACGUAGUGUAUAAUAGCAAACAAAUAAUCAGCAAAUGUUAGAAAUAAUCAUUCAGGUGCACCAUCACCUGGUGGCUGAAAGCAACCACCGUAUAUUUCCUGAGCCUGUUGUUUUCUCUUCCUGACCUUUCCAAUGAUUAAAAAUAUCACCAGAA
Messenger RNA from Cololabis saira (Pacific saury), 1872 nucleotides. It is a transcript of the gene c2cd4a, whose product is annotated as C2 calcium dependent domain containing 4A. The record is from RefSeq and is a predicted model, not a curated record. The transcript has 2 exons. Lineage: Eukaryota; Metazoa; Chordata; Actinopteri; Beloniformes; Belonidae. The coding region runs from base 152 to 1498 and encodes 448 amino acids.